AUGCUUAAGCUUAUUUUGCUGCUAAGUCUUCUCACUGCUCACAUAGAUCAAAGCACCCACAAUGAGCUCGGCUCGAGCAUAGCAGCCCUCAAUCGCGGGCUGGAGACCAAAAGCAAUCUUAUGUAUACGGAUGCCACACAAUCCAUAGAUAUCUAUGCGGAGAUUAGUCGAACCCUAAAUGAAACUCCAAGCGUAUUGGUCAGUAGGGAUUAUAGUAGACUCUACAGUAGCUGUAAUAAUCUGCCCAAGCCUCUGCUGAUGAUUUUACCACUACCGACCAGAGAACAAGCCGUACAGAUUUUCCAGCAGUUGCCGACGAAAAUGCAAAGAGCUGAUUUUUUGUUAGUGGGCUGUGACAGCGUUGCCAACUGGCUGCAAAUACUCACGACACUCUGGCAACUCGGCUUUCCAAAUGUGCUCCUCUUCAAUAGUACGGAUAGUCUGGGAAUUAAGGGUCAACUCUUUACGAGCGAUUUAUUUCCACAUCCGCAACAGAAAUUGAGGGGCAGCAGCAUUGAGCAUUAUUUGUGGUCACGUCUGCAUUGGUUCGACAAUCUCCGGGGCUGGGAGGUGCGUGUGGCUCUCUAUAAUAAUCCGCCACGGACACUCGUUUAUCCGGAGGAUCAGCUCUACGAUGGCUAUGCUCUCAUGCUGCUCCGCAAGUUUCUCGCACAGAGGGGCGCCAAAUUUGUGCCCGUACUCACGCCGGACUAUAAGGUUUACUCGGCCAGUGAUUGUUUAGAAUAUUUGCGUAGCAAUAAAUCCGAAAUUUGCGGCGAUUUAUUGGCCUACUCCAAUGAGGCCAGCUUCACGGAGAGCUAUAUGUAUUUGUAUGGCAAUAUUUUGAUACCGUCAGCACAGCCCCGAUCGAAGAACUAUUAUAUUAUAGCACCGCUGCAGUUGAAGACCUGGCUACUAGUCGCACUAUAUAUAGCAGUGAUCUGUGGAUUUGCCAGCUUUAUUUGCUGGCUGCAAUUGGGUCGCUGGGAGUGCGGCAAACUAUUGCUAGAUAUACUUUCGAGUCUGCUCUGUGCGGGUUUUCGACUUGCGAAUAUUACUGGCUGGCAGCACUACAUAUUGUUCAGCACCAUAUUUGUGGCUGGAUUUAUAUGCUCGAAUUAUUACCUGGCUUUUCUGAAGACUAUACUCUUCACGGGUCUGUACGAUCCACAAAUAAAUAGCUUUGAGGAACUAGUUAAACAGAAUAUUAACAUUGUCAUUGGGGCCUAUGAUAAGACGGUGUUGAUGACCUACGACUAUCCGGAUAUCUUGUGGAAUAUAACGCGUGUGGUGUCCUAUGAUUUUAUACUGGAGCAUCGUCGUGUGUUCGAUCCGAACUAUGCUUACUUGGCACACAGCGAUCGUCUGGUGCUCUUCAAGUUCCAGCAACAGUAUAUGGAAAAGCCACGAAUGCGUCCAUUGCCCAUCGAUCUGAUGCAUUCCCUGCCAGGCUUCCCCAUGCAAAACCAAUGGCUGCUCAAGUAUAAACUGAGCGAGACGCUGCUCAAUUGUUUUGUGAGUGGCCUCAUGCAGAAACUGGCGGAUGACACAAAUCGUCAGACAAUACACAUUGGAUAUCUGAAUCUGAUACCAUCCGAACCGUAUGAAACACUCCCUUUGACCCUCGACUACUUCAAUGUGCCGCUGAUAAUGCUCAUCGCUGGUUUGAUCAUUGCCUUUGUCAGCCUACUCGGUGAAUUAUGCUGCGGACUCAGCCGACAACGAGCAGGCAGCAGCAGGCUGGGAGAACUUGAAUAAUCACUGGAUCAUUGGCUACUGCCUGUCUCAACUUACUGAUGGAUGUUAUAUUGGAAAUCAUACAGGAAUAUUAAGCCUAUGGAAUAUUAAAAUUUAAAAAAUUAUUAACCAUAAAAUAUAUGAGUACUUUAUUUGUCUAUCAAUUGUGCACUUAUGUGGCUCAAACACUUCAAUUAACUAAUAUCAUUUAAUUAUAUAAUAUAUAAAUAUAUGACAUAUAUGAUAAUAUUCUAAUAAA
This is a messenger RNA of Drosophila grimshawi, 1996 nucleotides long. RefSeq lists its product as uncharacterized. NCBI's taxonomy places the organism in Eukaryota, Metazoa, Arthropoda, Insecta, Diptera, Drosophilidae. The coding region runs from base 1 to 1758 and encodes 585 amino acids. The record is from RefSeq and is a predicted model, not a curated record. The transcript has 2 exons.